Molecule: messenger RNA, 852 nt
Organism: Dentiscutata heterogama
Lineage: Eukaryota; Fungi; Glomeromycota; Glomeromycetes; Diversisporales; Gigasporaceae
Source: the annotation of a GenBank genome assembly
AUGUUGCCCAAUGAAAGAAUAUCUCAGUCUGAUAAUAACAAUGAAAUUUUGCUACCUAGCAAUAAUAAAACUGCACUGUCUAGUAAUAAAGAUGAUAAUAUACAACAUAAUGAUAUAACAAUGUUUGAUAAUAAUCUACAGUCAAAUAAUAUUACUGAAGGCUUAAUUACUAGCACUACAAAAAAUGAACGGGGCUCCCCACUAGACCAAACCUAUAGGCGAUGCACUUAUGCAUGUGACCGUCAAGGAACUUAUGAACCUAAAAAGUCUGUAAUCUUAGAAAAUCAGCGAAAUAGCAAAUCAAAACGCACUAGGUGCCCUUGGCAUAUUAAUGUAACCUUUCCAAAAAAAGCUACAACUAUUAGCAUAACAUCUCUGAAUAUUAGUCAUAAUCACCUACUUGAUUUUCAGACUAAUUUGUAUGCAUCCAAAAAUCAAACAUUACCUGAAGCUUUUCCUAAUAUUAUGAUAUACCUGCGUGAUCUACAAAACUUAAUUCAAAAAUAUAAAAUAGCUAAUCAGGAAGAAAAUGAUGCUUCAAAACUUCUCAAACAUUUACUUAACAAAAAAGCUAAAGAACUGGGAUGGGAAGUAGCAAGUUACCUUAAUUCUGAGCUUUACUCUAGCAAAAAAAAAUGGGCUAAAGCAUACACAAAUAAAUUCUUCACAGCUGGUAUUUCAUCUACAUCACAUGUUAACAGUGAAAAUGUUAUAAUAAAAAAUGUUCUUCAAGGCCAUCCUAGUCUUUGUGAACUUGCCGCUAUUUUGGACUUGCAGGGUGCUUCUGCUAAAUGCUUUCCUGAAAUUGACCACAUUCUUAAGAAAUAUCUUACUGAGGAAAUGCUUUCCUGA